Molecule: messenger RNA, 648 nt
Organism: Striga hermonthica
Lineage: Eukaryota; Viridiplantae; Streptophyta; Magnoliopsida; Lamiales; Orobanchaceae
Source: the annotation of a GenBank genome assembly
AUGGCCUCACCAAAUCCGGACUCGCCGCCGCCGUCUCUGGAGGAGCUGAGCUACCGCUACCUCCGGCAGGUCACCGCCGCGACCCCCCCGCGCGAGGUCGCGGUGCUGGUCCACCCGGCGAGCGGAUCCGUGACCCUCGUCGAGGGCGCCGUCGACGUCGAGGGCCUCCUCCGAGAGCUACCGGUCAAGCCGGUCCCGUCGCCGGCGACCAAGGCCUCGAUCGACGCCCUACCGGUGGUCCCCGCGCCGGAGCCGGGCCUGGAGUGCCCGAUCUGCCUGGUGGAAUACGAGGUCAACGCGGCGGUCAAGGAGAUGCCGUGCGGCCACCGGUUCCACGGCGGCUGCGUCGACCGGUGGCUGGGGAUCCGUGGCUCGUGCCCGAUGUGCCGGUUCAGCCUGCCGCUGGAAGACCUGCCGCUGGACGAGGGCGUGUACGAGAGCGGCGGAGUUCGGGUCACUGUGAUCGUGUUUCAGGGCCCGGACGAGGCGGGUUUGGAAUGGGGCGAGUCGGGUACGAGUACGGGUAUGGACACGGUUUUGGAUCGGGUUCUGGCGGGUAUGGAUGUGGAAAGCGAUGGCGAUGAAGACGUGGCAGCUGAGAAUGAUGAGGUGGCAGUUCAGGACAUGGAGUUGGACUACAUCGAUUAA